Messenger RNA from Notechis scutatus (mainland tiger snake), 3929 nucleotides. Lineage: Eukaryota; Metazoa; Chordata; Lepidosauria; Squamata; Elapidae. The record is from RefSeq and is a predicted model, not a curated record.
UCUCUCUCUCUCUCUUUUUCUUUCCUUCCAGUAUUACGAGAUGUCCUAUGGCCUCAACAUCGAAAUGCAUAAGCAGGCUGAAAUUGUCAAGCGGUUGAAUGGCAUUUGUGCCCAGGUUUUGCCAUAUCUGUCGCAAGAGCACCAACAGCAGGUCCUGGGAGCCAUCGAGCGUGCCAAACAAGUGACUGCUCCUGAACUGAAUUCCAUCAUCCGGCAGCAACUCCAAGCCCACCAGCUCUCUCAGCUGCAGGCGCUGGCCUUGCCCCUCACCCCGCUCUCUGUGGGGCUGCAGGCCCCCUCCCUGCCCGCCGUGAGCGCCAGCACCGGCCUGCUCUCCCUCUCGGCGCUGGGCUCCCAGGCCCACCUCUGCAAGGAAGACAAGAACGGGCACGACGGAGACGCCCACCAAGAAGACGACGGGGAAAAAUCUGACUAGGUGGAUCUCGUCCGGUCCGGGGGGGGGGCGGGUGGGCAGCGUGGGGGGGUCCUGGGGGGGGGGGGCAGAAGAUACCGCGUUUAAUCCAAUUCUGGGGGUGGCGGGCAAACUACGGUUCUUCAAAAGGGUGGGGUGAGACAAAAUUGCAGCAAUAACAUUUUAGCCCCCCCUCCUUUUCCUGCCCCUCCUCCAUUCCAGCCCCAUAAACAGGCAUGAAUUGGGGGCCUUUGCGUCCUUUUUUUGAGGGGGUGGACCUCCCCUCCCCUUUCUUAUCUCCCCUCCUCCCUUUAAAUUCAUCCCGAAAGGUUAAGCCAGCAUCAAGAAUAUCCACGAUGCGUUCUUAAACUGGGUUAUUCCCUCCCCACACCCAUGCUGCUUCCCCAGGCCUUUUUUUUGCGAGGAUUCCACGCAAUGGCUUGUCUCGUCAGGCCAGAAAGUUAACAAACUGGGUUAGUUAUCCAAGGGGAAGGAAGGAUGUGGGUUUGUUGCCCGAUCCUAGAUUUACAGAGAAACCAGAGAUUCUGGAAAUUUCCUCCCCCCUCCCAUCACACAGCUGGAACUUUUCAGCCACAGGUGGGGGCGGGGGGGGGAACACCAGUCACUGGUGCCCUCCUAGCCUGUAUGUCUCAACCUUGGCCCCUUUAAGACUUGUGGACUUCAACUCCCAGAAUCCCUCAGCCUCACUUUAAUAAAUCAUGACCUAGGUCAGGGGUCCCAAACCUGGCCCCUUUAAGAUGGGUGGACUUCAACUCCCAGAAUCCCUCAGCCUCAUGACCUAGGUCAGGGGUCCCUCAGACUUGGCAACUUUUAAGACUUGUGGACUUCAACUCCCAGAAAUCCUCAGCCAGUUGCCAAGUUUGGAGACCUCUGACCUAGGUGGAUAGUGUGGAGGGCGUUAAGAUUGUUUAGUACAGGUUGUCCUUGACUGAUGACCCAAUUUCCCUUUGCUAACAAGGUGUUCUGAAGUGACUCGCGCCUGAUUGGAUGAGCUUUUUUUGCCUCAUGGCUGCUGAGCCAAUCACUGCUGGCAAGGGAAUGCUGGGAGUUGAAGUCCACGGUUCUUAAAAUGGCCACCGUUGAAAAACCGAGCUUCCCAGCCAAGAAAACCAUCAUUCCCUGUCUGAUUUGAGAUCCCUGGUUUGUGCCCUCUCCCAGUGGGCAAGGCCAGACUCCAUUGGGAGAGGGCAACUCCGAUAGGGUGAUAACAAAAUAGGUCGGCAAAGUUUCUGAAACCCGCCAGCCCUCUUAAAAAUGCCCCCAAAUGGAGAGAAAUGGCUGACAUGCAAAGAAUGAAGGUCCCCACAUGUUGCAUCCAGCCCCCAUCUCCCACCCACCCCUUUGCGUCCCACUAUCCUUACCAUUUGGAUGCAGGUAGUCCUCGACUUGCGGCCGUUCAAUUAGUGACCAUUGGAAGUUACCAACGGCAUCGAAAAAAGUGACUUAUGACCAUUUUUCACACUUACGGUGUUUGCAACAUUUCCCCCCCCCCCCCCCCCCAUGGUCACAUGAUCAAAAUUCAGGCGUUUGGCAAUUGGUUCAGACUUACGACCGUCAGUGUGUCCCAAGGUCUUUGAGAUCCCCUUUUAAGGCAAGCCAGUGGGGAAGCCAGAUUCACUUAACAACCAGGUUACUAACUUAUCCGCUGCGGUGAUUCACUUAACAACUGCGGCUAGAAAGAUCGUAACGCGGGGCAAACCUCGCGGAACAAAUGUCUCACUUAACAACAGAAGUGUCGGACUCCGUUUUGGCCGUAAGCCGAGGACUACCUGUAUUCUAACGGAGUCAUAGAGGUCUCGGCUUGCCCUCCCAACAGCACAAAUUCCCCCUUGUGGGUUAAACCCCCCUGACCCUCCCCACCUUCCAGAAAUAAUCCUAGAUCCAGCAAACUCGCCCUUGCUUGCAAGUCCUCACCAGCUGUGUUCAUUACAACACAUUACAGCUAGUCCUAGACUUAACAACCAUUCAUCUAGUGACCAUUCAAAGUGGCAACGGCCUCCCACUCAUACGGCUAUUCCCGUGAUCAGAAUCCGGGCACUGAGGCAACUGGCGUGUAUUUAUGACACUUGCAACGUCCCCGGGAUCCCCAUUUGCGACCUUCCCAGCUGGCUUCCGAGAAGCGAAACUGGCGAGGAAAGCUGGAUUUCCCUUUAAUACAACCCCACGGAUUCACUUAACCCCGCAGCGAUUUGCUUAACGGCCACAGGCAAACGGGUAAUAACAUCAGGGGGCGACUCCCUUAACCGCUGUCUUGCUUAAGCUGUGGAAAUUCUGGGUCUCUCCGUUGCAGCCCUAAUUCAAGGACGCUCAAAACAACAGGAUGGGGAGAAACCUCUUAAAAAGACUGUCCCGCACGGCAGGGUUGUCUUGUUUGAUUUUGGGUGGUCAACGUAAGCAGUCACCGGUCCCCACCGAUGAUUUCCUUGAAAAGCAAGCCAAGUUUGACUCCUGGGGGUGGGGCGGGGGGUUUGCAAAGGUUCUGGCUGGGGCCGACCCUGUCAGACUAUCUCCGCAAGGCAUUGGCUAAUUUGCAAACCGCCAGAUCCCACUGGACGCCACGUGUCGGUAGCUUAAUUUGCUUUCUCCCUCCUUGGCGGCACUUAGCUCACAUCUGCCGAUGGGGGCUUCUUCUCUGCGAAAUCCAUCUCGCCACUGAUCCCCCCCCGAACCCCGAACCCUCGCAAGCAGUAUCUUCUGGGCUUUGCAAAGGCCCCCACCCCACAUCCCUCGACACCCCUCCUUCCUGCCCUGCCCAAUCGACUCCUCUCUCGCUGGCCCUCCUCUGCUCCCACCAGCACUGUUUUAGCUAAGCAAGCACCUUUGUCAUUAUGCAUGUCUCUUUGUUUUUAAGGUAGCACAGAAGCAAAAAUUUUAUAUAUAUAUACAUAUAUAUAUAAAUAUAUAUAAAUAUAUAAAUAUAUUAGUUGGGUAUCUCUGGCUCUGGGUGAACCUCUUCAAUGGCGUGUUGUUGUUUUUUUUAACCUGCCUUGCUGUUUCCCUGGUCUCCUUUUUUUCGGGUUUUAAAAAAAAACAAAAAACUGGGAUUUGGGAACCUCUCGAAAGAUGGCUCGACUCCCUUUUUCUCAGCUGGAUUAUUCAGCCGGAUGGUUUGAAAUUCAGGGGGUUGAGGAUGUGGGGGUGGAAAAGGAUGCGAAGGGGUGGAUAUGUCCCUUCCCAUUUCUUUAAAAAAAAAAAAAAAACCAGAACCACCCCAAGGAUCCUGCAGCUCUUUCUAUCUUUCCGUAAUGCUACUUCCCGCCUUUUUAUUUUUUUUCUUCCUCCGAUUUCCCCAAAUAAAAUUUUACGACAAAGAUAAUUUUUCGUGUUUGUAUAUAUUCCUUUUAGAGACAGAGAAGAGAGAGAGAGAAAAAUCUUGUUGGCUCCGUGUGUUUAUUAAUCACUUGACCCUAUAUUAAGAGGAACUGAGACAAAAUUCUGUAUUGAAAAUGUAAUAGCUGUGCCUUUUCAAAUAAAGAAAUCAGAUUGUUGGUUAAAA